Lolium rigidum is the source of this 955-nucleotide messenger RNA. Its product is annotated as embryo-specific protein ATS3A-like. Gene Ontology annotation, molecular function: protein binding. The record is from RefSeq and is a predicted model, not a curated record. Lineage: Eukaryota; Viridiplantae; Streptophyta; Magnoliopsida; Poales; Poaceae. The transcript has a single exon. Bases 205 to 765 code for a protein of 186 amino acids.
CCCUCCACAACAUCGAUCCACCAGACCGGCCGGCUGCAGGCCUGCAGCUGCGAUGGCCACGGUCUUCAAUCUUGACAGAUCAGGCCAGGCUCGCUAUGCCACAUAUAAAUUUCACUACGACCAAUAGGCAGCCAACCACGGUCCACCGUCGACUCCCCGGUCCACUGCAGCUGCCCAGCUCCCACCACCACGACCGAUCUUGCCAUGGCCUGCAGUAGGUGCCCGGCGCCGUCGCUGCUCCUCGUGCUCGCCCUCAUCACCUACCUGAGCCUCGCCUCCGCCGCCUCCUCGUUCCAACCGCAGCCACGCCUUGACAACAGCCACCUCGCGCAGACGACCAGCGCCGCCGGCGGCGUGAGCGCGCGGACGUGCUGGUACACGGUGCAGAUCAAGACGAGCUGCGCGUCCCCGGCGCACACGUCGGACACGAUCAGCCUGGCGUUCGGCGACGUGUACAAGGACGAGGUGUACGCGGCGCAGCUGGGCGGCUUCGCCGGCGCGUUCGACCGGUGCGCCACCGACACGUUCAAGAUCGGUGGCCCCUGCGGGUACGGCGUCUGCUACCUCUACGUCCGCCGCGCCGGCCGCUCCGGGUGGACGCCGGAGUGGAUCAGGGUGUACGAGCCCGCCUCCCCCGGCACGCCCUCCACCUUCCGCUACGGGGACCCGCUGCCCAACAACGUCUGGUACGGCCUCGACCGCUGCACGCGCCUCGUAUCCCCCUCGUCGUCCUCCUCUGCCUCCGCUGCGGUCCAAGCGAUGUAGCCAUGGCCGAAGCAGAUCGUGGAGCUAGCACUUACUUGUAUGUACGAUGAUUUUGUCGAUCCAGUACGGCGAGCUUGCCAGAUAUACUGCUUACUAUUUUGGUCAGAAUUUCAAUAUGCGAUCUGUGUAAUCCUGAUCGAGAUGUAUAUGACACGAAUAAAACCGCUCCAAUCUCUCUGUUUUUGUUUGA